This is a messenger RNA of Nematolebias whitei (Rio pearlfish), 3999 nucleotides long. RefSeq names its product valyl-tRNA synthetase 1 (gene vars1). Gene Ontology annotation, molecular function: aminoacyl-tRNA deacylase activity; ATP binding; valine-tRNA ligase activity. Gene Ontology annotation, cellular component: cytosol. The record is from RefSeq and is a predicted model, not a curated record. NCBI's taxonomy places the organism in Eukaryota, Metazoa, Chordata, Actinopteri, Cyprinodontiformes, Rivulidae. The coding region runs from base 26 to 3907 and encodes 1293 amino acids. The transcript has 29 exons. Gene Ontology annotation, biological process: valyl-tRNA aminoacylation.
CGCAGGCGCAGAAACCGAGAGCAUCAUGCGGCUCUGUGUGGAUGCUAACCGGGCUGACGUUUCAUUCAAAGAGAUGGCCACUCUGUAUGUGUCCCCCCACCCUGAUGACUUCAGGAGUCUCCUGGCUCUCAUCGCUGCAGAGUUUUGUCCAUCCUCUCGGCCGCAGAUCAUCACAGAGGACCCACCAGCUUCUCUGAAUGCCCACUCCAGACCAGUCAUGGUUCUUCCUGCAGGACAGGGUGACCCAGUCCUGAGUGGGGCUGGUGCUGUCGCUUGGUACUUGGCUUUUCAGGAGAAGAGGGCAGGUUCUGAUUUAAAGCAGCAGAGCCAGGUGUGGCAGUGGCUCAGCUUUGCAGACAAUGAGCUCAUCCCUGUUUCCUGUGCUGUGACAUUCCCUUUGAUGGGGGUGAUGGGAGUGGACAAAAAGGUCCAGCAGAGUUCUCGAGCAGAGCUCAUGCGUGUUCUAAAGGUUCUUGAUCAGGCCUUGGCACCAAGAACUUUCUUGGUGGGAGAGAGCAUCACCCUGGCUGAUAUGGCUGUAGCUACAGCUGUUCUUCUACCCUUCAAAUAUGCAUUAGAACCUUCAGACAGGAAAUCAGUAAUCAAUGUUACCAGAUGGUUCACAACCUGCAUUAAUCAGCCACAGUUCUUGAAGGUUUUGGGGCAGAUUGCACUUUGUGAGAAAGUGGGAUCAGUGACGCAAAAACCAAGUCCUGCUGGAAAUACAAAAGCUUCAAAUACCAGUCCCGCAGUGGACUGUACCAAUGCCAUGGCUAAUGGUCCACCAAAGACGGAGGCACAGCUGAAAAAAGAAGCAAAGAAGAGAGAAAAGCUGGAAAAGUUCCAACAGAAAAAGGAAAUAGAGGCAAAGAAAAAGACUCAAACACCAACAGAGAAAAAGGCCAAACCUGAGAAGAAAGAGCUUGGAGUGACUACAUACAACAUCCCCACCGCCGCUGGAGACAAAAAAGAUGUCAUCUGUAAACUUCCUGACUCCUACAGUCCUCAGUAUGUGGAGGCUGCGUGGUACCAGUGGUGGGAGAAGCAGGGAUUCUUCAAGCCUGAAUAUGGUAGGAAGAGAAUUAGUGAGAAUAAUCCUCAUGGCACCUUCAUGAUGUGCAUCCCUCCUCCUAAUGUGACUGGAUCACUUCACCUGGGUCACGCUCUGACCAACGCCAUCCAGGACUGUCUGACCCGCUGGCACAGGAUGCGUGGGGAGACCACCCUGUGGAACCCGGGCUGUGACCACGCCGGCAUCGCCACCCAGGUGGUGGUGGAGAAAAAACUGAUGAGAGAGAGGGGUCUGACUCGCCACGAUCUGGGCAGAGAGAAAUUCAUCGAGGAUGUCUGGAAAUGGAAGAAUGAGAAGGGAGACCGUAUCUACCACCAGCUGAAGAAACUGGGAUCCUCUCUGGACUGGGACAGGGCGUGCUUCACUAUGGACUCUAAACUGUCCUAUGCAGUCCAGGAGGCCUUUGUCCGCAUGCAUGAUGAGGGAGUGAUUUACCGGAGCAAGAGGCUGGUCAACUGGUCCUGCACACUAAACUCUGCCAUCUCUGACAUAGAGGUGGAUAAAAAAGAGCUCACCGGCAGAACUCUGCUGCCUGUUCCCGGCUACAAGGAGAAAGUCGAGUUUGGGGUCUUGGUGUCUUUUGCUUACAAGGUGGAUGGAUCAGACGAGGAGGUGAUCGUGGCUACAACUCGUAUUGAGACGAUGCUGGGAGACACGGCUGUUGCUGUCCACCCAGCUGACCCCAGAUAUCAGCACCUGAAGGGGAAGAUGGUGCUGCAUCCCUUCUGUGAGCGCAAGAUGCCCAUAGUUUUUGAUGAGUUUGUGGACAUGAACUUCGGAACAGGCGCUGUCAAAAUCACCCCGGCUCAUGACCAUAAUGACUACGAGGUCGGAGAGAGACACAAUCUGGCCUUCAUCAACAUCCUGAAUGAGAACGGCCUGCUUAUUAACGUUCCUCCUCCCUUCCUGGGUAUGAAACGAUUUGAAGCCAGAAACGCCGUCCUUAAGGCGCUCCAGGACAGAGGCCAGUUUAAAGAGGUCAAAGACAACCCCAUGGUUGUCCCAGUCUGCAGCCGUUCCAAGGACAUUGUGGAGCCACUGCUGAAGCCGCAGUGGUACGUAAACUGCACAGACAUGGGUAAACAGGCUGCAGACGUCGUCAGAGAAGGCAAGCUCAAAAUCAUCCCAGAUCACCACCUCAAGACUUGGUUCAACUGGAUGGACAACAUUAGAGACUGGUGCAUCUCUCGGCAGCUGUGGUGGGGUCACCGUAUUCCUGCUUACUUCAUCACUGUCAACGAUCCUUCUGUGAAACCAGGCGAGGAUAUAGAUGGUCAUUACUGGGUGAGUGGGAGAUCGGAGGAGGAGGCUAAAGAAAAGGCAGCGAAACGCUUCAACGUGACCGUGGACAAGAUUUCCCUCCAGCAGGAUGAGGACGUUCUGGACACGUGGUUCUCGUCUGGCAUUUUCCCCUUCUCUAUCUUCGGCUGGCCUAACGAGUCCGAGGACCUGACUGUGUUUUACCCUGGCACCUUGCUGGAGACGGGCCAUGACAUCUUGUUCUUCUGGGUUGCCCGAAUGGUGAUGUUGGGUCUCAAACUGACAGGAAAACUGCCCUUCAAAGAGGUUUAUUUGCAUGCGGUGGUACGAGAUGCUCACGGAAGAAAAAUGAGCAAGUCUCUGGGCAACGUCAUUGACCCGCUGGAUGUUAUCACAGGGAUCUCCCUGGAGGGUCUUCAUGCUCAACUGAUGGACAGCAACUUGGAUGCUCUAGAGGUGGAGAAGGCGAAGCAAGGCCAGAAGGCAGACUACCCAAAUGGUAUCCCAGAAUGUGGAACAGAUGCUCUCCGGUUUGCACUGUGCGCUUACACGAGCCAAGGUAGAGAUAUCAACCUGGAUGUCAACCGUAUCCUGGGGUACCGUUACUUCUGCAACAAACUGUGGAAUGCUGUAAAGUUUGCCAUGAAGACACUGGGAGACGACUUUGUACCGACAGAAAAAGCUCAGCUGUGUGGAGAGGAGAGCGUAUCGGACCGCUGGAUCCUGUCCAGGCUGAGCGCUGCGGUUUCCCUCUGCGACGCCGCUUUCAAAGCCUAUGAUUUUCCAUCAAUCACCACCUCCAUUUACAACUUCUGGCUCUACGAGCUCUGCGACGUCUACCUAGAAAGUGUGAAACCAGUUUUUAUUAAAGCAGAGGAGGACAGCAGCUGCCAGAGACAGGCCCAGGUGUGCAGGCAGACCCUCUACACCUGUUUAGAUGUUGGUUUGCGCCUCCUGUCCCCCAUAAUGCCCUUUGUCACUGAGGAACUCUACCAGAGGUUACCACGACGACAGCCUCUAACCGAUCCCCCCAGCAUCUGUGUGACAUCGUACCCCGACACCAAGGAGUUUUGCUGGAACAGCGAGGAGGUUGAUCGUGAAAUGGAGUUCAUUAUGACGACGAUCAAAACAAUCCGAUCACUCAGGGCUGACUACAACCUGACAAAGACCAAAGCUGACUGUUACCUUCAGUGUGUAGACGCAGCAACUGUGUCUCUGGUGCAGAAAUACACGCUACAGAUUCAGACUUUGUCCUAUUGUCAGGACGUCAUCCCUCUGACAGCCAAUCAGCCGGUCCCAGAAGGCUGCGCCAUGGCUAUUGCUUCUGAAAGAUGUACUGUCAACCUUAUGCUCAAGGGUCUCGUUGAUGUUGAGAAGGAAGUGACUAAGCUGAUGGCAAAGCAAGGUGACUUGGAGAAACAGAUGGAGAAGUUGAGAGAAAAGAUGACUAAGAGUGACUACAAGGAGAAGGUGCCAGUAAAGGUGCAGGAGCAGGAUGCAGAGAAGCUGCGGCAGAGCCAAACUGAACUUGAAAAAGUAAAAGAAGCCAUAGAAAACUUCAGGAAAAUGAUGUGAGAAUGACAACUUCUGCAUUUGACGUUAAUGUAAAUCAGAAUUUACUUUUACUUUUUCUUCAUGUCAUUAAUUUUCAAAUUGACUGUAGUAUG